UUUCCUCCUCGUCGCCGGAGGUUUCCCAGGUGUCUUGCUCGCUCGCUGUCUUCCAAAACUUAUGCCUGCCAUUACAACCGAGAGCAGACUUGGAUCCUAAGAUACCACUGGACUCUACAGCUGUUGAGUAAUCGUGUGAGAGAGCGAAGGAUUCACGAGUGGCUGAAUAAAUAGCUUAGUAGAGCAUAAUGCUGCUGUCAUCUGUGCCCAAGCGCAUGCUGAUGCGAAGGUCGCGCAGCCUGUCGCCCUGUCGGGCGCUUCAAACGACCGGAGCCGACUCGUCUUGCACCACAGGACGCCAGGGCUUGCGCGAGGCAGUGGAUGCCAAUCGGAAUCCCCUUGUGUCCACGUCUAGAGUGUCGAGGAAGGGCAUUUUGAGCGAGGAGGCUAGCUCGGCGAAUGUGACCCCGCACAUGCAGUACCACCACCUCGCCACGCGGUGGCUGAACAACCUACAGGGCCGCCGGAGCUCGUGGGCCGCGCUCGCCAGCAGGGGGCGCGAGCAGAACUACUGGGAAGGAGCGGGCGGCAGGGAGAGUCGCUCGUCCGGGGCCACGAGCGCAGGCGUGCUGUCGGCCGCUGCCAUCGCCUUUUGCCUGAAGAAAGACUCGAGCUCCAAAGGUGAUACACUUCUGCAGGCUGCAAGGACCAGUAGUUCUCAGGAAAUUAUCAGGUUGCUGGCGGAGGGUGCGGAUGCUGACCAUCGGCACAAGCUGGGCUGGACACCUCUCAUGGUGGCCGCAAUGAACAGACAACACAAUGUGGUGAAGGUUCUGUUGGAGAAGGGGGCGGACCCUAACCUGGGUGAUGACUUCAGCAGUGUGUAUGAAAUCUCCCGGGAGAAGAGCAUCCAUUCUCUGGAGGUGCUGGUGACGCGUGAGGAUGAGUUCAGCAGUCGUCUGAGCUCCAGGGCCAACUUCAGAGGCUGCACCCCCCUCCACUACGCCGUGCUGGCAGACGACCUCGCCACUGUACGCAUGCUGCUGGAGGCAGGUGCCGACCCCCUGCGGCCCAAUAGCCAGGGGCACAAAAGCCUCGCGAGAAAAGAGGGACCACUGCAGGAGCUGCUCAAGGAGUGGGAGGGCAAGUGUGUGGAGGCUCGGCAGCAGAGGGAGGCAGAGGAGAGGAGGCGGUUCCCUCUGGAGCGACGGCUGAAGGAGCAUAUGAUUGGCCAGGAGGGAGCCAUCAACACUGUGGCGGCAGCGAUCAGGAGGAAGGAGAAUGGGUGGUACGAUGAAGAGCAUCCAUUGGUAUUUCUCUUCCUCGGGUCCUCUGGCAUUGGUAAAACAGAACUGGCAAAGCAGGUGGCUCGAUACAUGCACAAAGACAUCAAGAAGGGUUUUAUACGGAUGGACAUGUCCGAAUUCCAGGAAAAACAUGAGGUGGCUAAGUUCAUCGGCUCCCCUCGAGGAAUCGCGGGCCAUGAAGACGGGCAGCUGACCGUUGCCGCGGACUGCCCCAACGCCGUCAUCCUGUUUGACGAGGUGGACAAGGCCCACCCGGACGUCCUCACCAUUAUGCUCCAGCUCUUCGACGAGGGGAGGCUUACUGAUGGGAAAGGGAAGACUAUUGAGUGUAAGGGCGCAGUGUUCAUCAUGACGUCUAACGUGGCCAGUGAGGAUAUUGCCCAGCAUGCUUUGGGCCUGCGGAGAGAAACUCAGGAGCAGAGCCGUCGACGCCUGGCUGACAACCUGGAAGAGGUUCAGAAAAGCAGUCAAAUCACCAUAUCCAAACAGUUUAAAGAAGAGGUCAUACGUCCCAUUCUGAAGGCUCAUUUCCGUAGAGACGAGUUUCUAGGGCGGAUCAGUGAGAUUGUUUACUUCCUGCCUUUCUGCCAUGCUGAGCUCAUUCAGCUCGUCAACAAGGAGCUCAACUUCUGGGCCAAGAAGGCGAAGCAAAGGCACAACAUCACACUGCUGUGGGAUCCGCCAGUCUUGACCUUUUGGUAG
Molecule: messenger RNA, 1949 nt
Organism: Alosa alosa (allis shad)
Lineage: Eukaryota; Metazoa; Chordata; Actinopteri; Clupeiformes; Clupeidae
Gene: clpb
Product: caseinolytic mitochondrial matrix peptidase chaperone subunit B
Biological process (GO): cellular response to heat
Cellular component (GO): cytoplasm; mitochondrion
Molecular function (GO): ATP binding; protein binding; ATP hydrolysis activity
Source: RefSeq, a predicted model, not a curated record